UCGUCGUCGUCACCGUACCGUCGUGGGAGAGUAGCCGCCGCCGCGGCCACCACCGCGGGUUCACGCGCAGCAUCAACCGCGUGGUGGCCGACUACAUCGGCGGCGUCUCUCUCCAAUAGCUCGUCGCGUACCGUGGACGUCGGACGCUCGUCGAUCUCGUCCCGUAACACGUCGGUCGUGCGGAAAACACGCGCGCCGAACGCACGUUUAGUUCUUUGCGACGACCGUACCGUCCGACCGGUUCCGUUCGUGUUUGUUUUGUUCGGCCUACUCGUCUACGCGCCAGCUCGGGAGUGUCACUCCUACGCCGCCACUGUCAUCGUCAUCUCUUGGUAACAUUUUAUCGUCGUCCUCGGCCGUCAGAAACAUGUUUUUAUUUUUUGCGAUGAUUUUGAUUGAGAAUGAUGUACGAAAAUGAACUUCAUUUUACAUGGAUUAUUCUCAAUUAAGCCAUUUCUUCCUAAGCUCAAAUUUAUUAAAUUGAAGUUGUGAUGACCGUUAUGGCAGUAUCGAUUUAUGAAAUACGUGAAAGUAUUAACAUGGCUCGUGAGAUGGCACUUACUGGCAAUUACGAUUCGUCAGUAGUUUAUUAUGAAGGAGCUAAAUUACAAUUGGGAAGGUUCUUGUCUACUGUGGAUAAUCAAACACGUCGAGAAUCUUGGCGAACUAUUCAACGACAGAUUAAUGAUGAAUAUGAACAAUUAAAAUUAUAUUCAAACACAUUAAAUAAAUUGAAACAAAAUAGAAGUAGUAAAUUUGAAAGAAAUGAAAGACCAUUGAGUGCAUCUAAUCCAUCAUUAAGUAGGAAUAAUAGAAAUGAAGAUAUAUCACCUGUUGAUGGGGUGUCAUGGUUUGGAACAACUCGUCAACAAGUCAAUGGUAGUGGUUCUCUUGAGUGGCCUCCUGCAAAUAAUAAUGAUCCAGAUGUUUGGCCUCCUCCAUCACCAGUUGAACAUAAACCUGGACCACAGGUCAGACCACAAAAAGCUUCUUCACGUGUUGUUAAUAGAAACCAAAAAGUUGGACCAAACAAUAACCGAAACAGUGCCUCUAGAUCUCAGUUAGCUAAGAAAAAUGAUGAAAUUAAAAAAGGUCAAAAAAAAGAUACUAAUGGUCAUCAUACAAAUGGAACGAGUGAUAAAAAUGAAAAAGAUAAGGAUGAAAAAGAAGUUUUGAAACCAGAUGAAAAGCGAUUUGAUUGUUCCUCAUAUGACCAAGACCUCGUUGAUAUGUUAGAGAGAGAUAUUGUACAAAAAAACCCAAAUAUAAGAUGGAGUGAUAUAGCUGAAUUAGAUGAAGCCAAACGUCUGUUAGAAGAAGCAGUAGUACUUCCUAUGUGGAUGCCUGAUUUUUUUAAGGGAAUUCGACGACCUUGGAAAGGAGUAUUAAUGGUUGGCCCUCCUGGAACAGGGAAAACAAUGCUUGCAAAAGCAGUGGCAACUGAGUGCAGAACUACAUUUUUUAAUGUAUCUUCAUCAACAUUAACUUCUAAGUAUAGAGGUGAAUCUGAAAAACUUGUCAGGCUCCUAUUUGAAAUGGCAAGGUUUCAUGCACCAUCAACAAUAUUCAUUGAUGAAAUAGAUUCACUUUGUUCUCGGAGAGGUUCAGAGUCUGAACAUGAAGCAUCCAGAAGAGUAAAAUCUGAACUUUUAGUCCAAAUGGAUGGCUUAAGUGAUACUAAUACAGAAGAAGAAUCAGGUGCCAGUCGUAUUGUAAUGGUAUUAGCAGCUACCAAUUUCCCUUGGGAUAUAGAUGAGGCACUCAGACGUAGGCUAGAGAAACGUAUAUAUAUACCACUACCUAACAGUGCUGGUCGAGAAGCACUUCUGAGAAUAAAUUUAAGGGAUGUUAAAGUCGAACCUGAUGUUAAUUUAAUGGAAAUAGCUUCUAAACUCAAAGGUUACUCAGGUGCUGAUAUUACUAAUGUUUGCAGAGAUGCAUCUAUGAUGUCUAUGCGACGUAAGAUUGCUGGAUUAAAACCUGAUCAAAUUCGGCAAUUAGCUAAAGAAGAAGUGGAUUUACCUGUAUCCUUCCAAGAUUUUAAUGAAGCAAUAGCAAAAUGUAAUAAAAGUGUUUCAUCGGAUGAUUUAACUAAAUAUGAGAAAUGGAUGAGUGAAUUUGGUUCUUCAUAACUGUUGCAACAUAUGAACUGUAAUAGAUUAGUUGGCAAUUCAUUUUUUUUUUCUUUUGUUAAUUGUAUAUGGAAUUAAAAGACAAUAGUAAAUUAUUUACAUUUAUUUUAAUUGUUAAUGGCUGUGCUAGCUUUUGAACUUUAUUAUGCUCACAACGAAACCAUACUUAAAAUAUUUAAAAGAAAA
Messenger RNA from Sipha flava (yellow sugarcane aphid), 2318 nucleotides. RefSeq names its product katanin p60 ATPase-containing subunit A-like 1 (gene Kat60). Gene Ontology annotation, cellular component: microtubule cytoskeleton. NCBI's taxonomy places the organism in Eukaryota, Metazoa, Arthropoda, Insecta, Hemiptera, Aphididae. The transcript has 11 exons. Gene Ontology annotation, molecular function: microtubule severing ATPase activity; ATP hydrolysis activity; microtubule binding. Gene Ontology annotation, biological process: microtubule severing. The record is from RefSeq and is a predicted model, not a curated record. The coding region runs from base 492 to 2132 and encodes 546 amino acids.